Messenger RNA from Ipomoea triloba (trilobed morning glory), 384 nucleotides. Its product is annotated as miraculin-like. Gene Ontology annotation, molecular function: endopeptidase inhibitor activity. The record is from RefSeq and is a predicted model, not a curated record. Bases 1 to 384 code for a protein of 127 amino acids. Lineage: Eukaryota; Viridiplantae; Streptophyta; Magnoliopsida; Solanales; Convolvulaceae. The transcript is spliced from 3 exons.
AUGGAGCUUUGGGGAGUGUGCAGAUUAGGGGCCAGGGGGAAAGGCAUACUCGUGGUACUCGAGCCCUACAACAACGCCACCACCGGCGCCGUGGUCCGCUUAUCAACUGAUCUCAAUGUCCGGUUCUUCACCCCGACCAUCUGCGCCAGGAAGACGGUGUGGAAAGUCGACACCUACGACGAGUCGGUGAACAAAUAUUUCGUGAAGACAGGAGGGGUCGAAGGAAAUCCCAGCCCUCAAACGUUAAGCAGUUGGUUUAAGAUCGAGAAGUAUAAGAGCGUUUACAAGUUUGUGUUUUGUCCGACCGUGUGCAACUAUUGCAAGGUUAUCUGCAAAGAUGUCGGAAUCUUUGAGCAUAAUGGGGUGAGGUUCUUGGUUUUCUGA